ACCCUAAUACCGUACGUACAUACAUACGGGUAUAAUAUAAAGAACAUAAAUUAACAUAACAUUUAAAUCCAUAUUUCCCAUCGAGCUUUAUUCUCCUCCUCAAGCAUCUCUCUCUCUCCCUCACAUACAAAAAAGGAACGAUAGGCUCCCUCUCCACCUUCCUCCCAUAUUAUCUCCAAACACCAACUCCUCAACCCCUCCUCAACCCCGACGAUUCCCGGCUUCCAGACCCGCAUCAUCCCCUCACCUCAAAAUUAAAAUCUAAUAUCUAAUAUCAAGUACAAUAUCAAUAUCAAUUGCAAUCGAUACCAUGCCAACACACCUCAUCGAAAUCAAUCUCAGCGGAGGGGAUCCCCCUCAGGAAGAGGAGAAACUUUAUAAACUCGUAGAGAGUUUUGUAAAUGCGUCUCGUGAUACGGAUUCUGAGUCUGUGUCUGCAGCUGGAGAAACUGAUUCUGUGGGUGUUAAUGUUAAUGUUAAUGGCAUGGGUGAAGAGGAGUUGCGGGGGAUUAUUGUUGUUCGUUAGUAUUUCUUUUCUUUUACUUUCUUUUUCUUUGAAUUUCAUUCUCUUUUUGGUUUUGGUUUUCGUUCAUAGAUUUAUGAUUUCAAUAUCAAUCCCUUCAUUCUCGUAACGAGUUUUGAAUUCGAUCGAUAGUGGGAAUGAAUAGCUACUAAUCACCAAUCAACCCACUAACCUUACCAAAAACCCCAGGUACACAACCCCUCCCCAGAAUCCUCCAAAUCCUCUCACCACACCUCCCUCAUUUCCACAGUACACCGAAAAUAUCCCAGACGACUGAAAGGGGAAUAUAUGAUGCGUGUGGAUAUUCCGUGCAGCAGCUUUUGAUUUAUUUGCCUUUACAUCCUUUGCAUUCUUUGCAUUCUUCAAAUCAAUUUCACUCUUCACAUGAUUCAGAUCAUCUAACGAAAACAGACGAGGAAAAAGAUAGAGAUGAAGAUGAAGAAAAAGAGGAAGAUAGUAAAGAAAAUACCAAAAUCCAGAAACUACAAACAUUGUUUAAUGUAAUAUCUAUGCGGCUCUCGAGCGAGGGAAAGGUAAGUGGGAUGAGACAGGGUGAGAUUGAAGGGAUUUCUAGUUCUUCUACUUUUAGUUCUUCCGAUCUUUCUUCUGUAGAGACAGAGACUUCGUCACCGGAAAAGGAGAUGAAAAUGGAAACGAAGAUAGAAAAAGUAAUGCGAUUUAAAGGUCAGGACUGUAGAGUUUGGAGUGUAUGGACAGCGUGGGUAGCGGCGGGGGAAAAGUAUGAUGGGUGUGGGAAGGAUGGAGAGAGAGGGGUGCGGGGUGACGGAGAUGGAGAGGGAGAGGAAGGAAAGGAAGGAGAAAGCCUUGCGAAGCGAAUUGAUUGGGGGAAAAUGGAGGUGCUGGGGUGGGAAGAGAGAACUUGGGUGUUUAUGAGUUUUGGGGAGUUUUUGGAGAGGGGUAAGGAGAAGAGGAGGUGUGUUGUUAUGUGAUGAGGGAGUACGGAAGAGGGAAAGAGGAGUUUGUGAUUUUGGCUUUGAGGGGAAGGACUUACUUUGGAGAAGGACAGGACUUCACAAUAGAAAACAAGAUCAACGUGGCUAAUGGAA
Molecule: messenger RNA, 1590 nt
Organism: Sclerotinia trifoliorum
Lineage: Eukaryota; Fungi; Ascomycota; Leotiomycetes; Helotiales; Sclerotiniaceae
Source: the annotation of a GenBank genome assembly